CCGUCGAAGGUCUCAGGCGGCCGGUGGGCCGGGCCGGGCCGCACGGCGCAGCCAUGCCUGGCUUUACGUGCUGCGUGCCGGGCUGCUACAACAACUCGCACCGGGACAAGGCGCUGCACUUCUACACAUUUCCCAAGGACGCUGAGCUGCGGCGCCUCUGGCUCAAGAACGUGUCCCGUGCUGGCGUCAGUGGAUGCUUCUCCACCUUCCAACCCACCACUGGUCACCGUCUCUGCAGCGUCCACUUCCAAGGCGGCCGCAAGACCUACACGGUGCGCGUCCCCACCAUCUUCCCGCUACGCGGCGUUAACGAGCGCAAAGUAGCACGCAGACCUGCGGGGGCCGCAGCCGCCCGCCGCAGGCAGCAGCAGCAGCAACAACAACAGCAGCAGCAACAGCAGCAGCAGCCGCAGCAGCCAUCGCCGUCAGCCUCCACUGCCCAGACCGCCCAGCUGCAGCCAAAUCUGGUGUCUGCCUCUGCGGCUGUGCUCCUCACCCUUCAGGCCGCUGUAGACGGCAGCCAGGCUCCGGGAUCCGUGCCGCCGGCGCCCACCCCUCCCACUGGAGAAGAUGUGAAGCCCAUCGAUCUGACGGUGCAAGUGGAGUUCGCGGCCGCAGAGGGCGCCGCCGCCGCAGCCGCCGCCUCGGAGUUAGAGGCUGCUACCGCAGGGCUGGAGGCCGCCGAGUGCCCUAUGGGGCCCCAGUUGGUGGUAGUUGGGGAAGAGGGCUUCCCUGAUACUGGUUCCGACCACUCGUACUCAUUGUCGUCAGGCACCACGGAGGAGGAGCUCCUGCGCAAGCUGAACGAGCAACGGGACAUCCUGGCGCUAAUGGAAGUGAAGAUGAAGGAGAUGAAGGGCAGCAUCCGCCACCUGCGUCUCACCGAGGCCAAGCUGCGCGAAGAACUUCGCGAGAAGGAUCGGCUACUGGCUAUGGCUGUCAUCCGCAAGAAGCACGGAAUGUGAACGGGUCCCCCUGUGGCCUGCGGGGCUCCCGGACCCCUGCCAGCCUAGGAGGACCUCAGGCUGCCACUUUCAGAUUCCCCUGUACUCCUGGAGCACUGGUUGACACCUGGACUCUUUUGCUGGUGACUUGGCACCCUCGCUUCCUCCUGAAAUCUGGGACCUCAGACUCUGUACUGGUGACACCAGCAAUUAUGACUUGGUUAACACGUCCCCGCCCCCACCUCCCACCCCCAGUUUAUGUUGCAGGUUCUGGUUCAGUAGAGGUUUAGGAACCACUGAACUUGAAACUUACCCUCUAGGGAUGCAGGUGGGCUGCCCAAGGACUAUGGGUUUGGGAAGACGCCACCUUGAGGUUGGCCAGCAGUCAGACGUAACUCUCCUGUGUAGUGUGAUGAGAGAGCCAAGAAACAUUGGUUUUCCCCUUUUUCGUGCUUUUCCUUCCCAGGUGCAGCCUCUGAUUCUGAUGGGGACUGGCAGAUCUGUGCCUCUGCCUCCUAGGACUUCCCUCCCCAGGAGGCCAUCUACAAGGGGAUCUAGGUGACCUGCUGAUGGAGAUCCAGCUUGCCAGGGACUUAGGUUUAUCUUGUUAUGUUUGCUACUGGUUACAAAUUCUAUUUUCUGUACAAUUAGUCAGACUAAAGUUUUCACUGUGUUUGUUUGGCAAAACAAAUUAAACAGAAAGUAAGGUUUUUA
This is a messenger RNA of Pteropus alecto (black flying fox), 1658 nucleotides long. It is a transcript of the gene THAP11, whose product is annotated as THAP domain containing 11. Gene Ontology annotation, biological process: regulation of transcription by RNA polymerase II. Gene Ontology annotation, cellular component: nucleoplasm. Lineage: Eukaryota; Metazoa; Chordata; Mammalia; Chiroptera; Pteropodidae. The record is from RefSeq and is a predicted model, not a curated record. The coding region runs from base 54 to 965 and encodes 303 amino acids. The transcript has a single exon. Gene Ontology annotation, molecular function: RNA polymerase II cis-regulatory region sequence-specific DNA binding.